AUGGUUGAUGAAACUGUAGCUCUUACCAAUUCUGUUAGAGAAGUUGAUCCUUCCGAACUCAUUUCUGGUGAACUGAGUGUUUUGCUGUUGGAGGACAGCAAUGACGUGAUGCUAAUAGAAGGGACUGUCAAAGAGUUUACCCCGACAUCGAAGAAACGUGGCGAUUUCAAUAAAGACAUGUCUUUGGAAGAUUUGGAAAGUGCAAACACGAAAGCAUGUCUCAAAGAGGUGAAGAUUGAGAAGAUUGGGAAGACGAGAGGAAUUGCUUAG
Molecule: messenger RNA, 270 nt
Organism: Microthlaspi erraticum
Lineage: Eukaryota; Viridiplantae; Streptophyta; Magnoliopsida; Brassicales; Brassicaceae
Source: the annotation of a GenBank genome assembly